GCUGAAACUGUCGGCACAGCAAGCAAGAAUGGACUGCGGCGGCCCCGAUAUGGGUUGCUUCUUGGAGGACGAACCGCCUUCCGAGGCAUUGGCGUCAUAUGACAAGUUCGUCAAGUGGGUUCUCCACUCGCCCCCAAGUGCGCUCGACGAUUCAGCAGCGUGGCCCAAUGACUUUGACGUGCUUGAUGUCAUGGUCAAGGCCGAUGAAGCUAUGGCACCAAGCGUUGCCAUUGCGAAAAUUCAAUUGGCGGCCGCCGAGUCCAUUUCCGAAGAACUCGUCGAUACCCUUUUCGAGCUCGAACGCGAGGGCGAUGAGGUGUUUGAGCUGGCGGACCAGCUUGAGCUCGAGCAGCUCAACUACCAAGCUACAAUUAUGCGGCUGGAAAAGACGAUUUUGCUGCAGCUACAAGUCCGAGAAGAGUCCAUCGCCGAUCAGUUUGCUCUGGAACAAACGAUCGCACGACUGCACACCGACGAUGCGCCAGCAAGAAGCCGCAAGGGCCUUGGAAUCUCGCUAAACUUUGGGUGGCCACGCGGUCGGCCAGACGCCAAAGAAAUCGUCAAGAAAGAUAUCGAGCUGCAUGAGAAGCUGCUUGCCCAUGAAAAGCUAUCGUUGGCCGAAGCGAAGGCGGACUUGGACCAAGAGCGGUUUACUACCCGGGCGCUUGAGAAGCGAUGCGCCCGUUUGAAGUUGGAACUGGCCGCAGCCACCACCACGGAAGACGUCUUUCGAAGCCAACUGAACGCUGCCAAUUCAACUCACCAAGCGCUGCUCACAAAGCUGAGUCUGGUGCCACAAAUCGCAACAAAAGUCUACAAGGCCAGACUUCACGCAAAAAAGGAUGAGCAACCGACGCCCCUUACUCCUUCAAGCUGCGGCAGUGGCAGUGGCAAUGAGCCAAGUAGCAGCCAAACUCUCGAACACCAGUAGCUUUAUUCGUGUGCUUCUCUCUUCAGAUCAGCUCUGGACUCAUAAUAUCUUGAUCGUGCUGUUAAUCUCAGCCAUCUUCUUGAAGUUCCA
Molecule: messenger RNA, 1021 nt
Organism: Saprolegnia diclina VS20
Lineage: Eukaryota; Oomycota; Saprolegniomycetes; Saprolegniales; Saprolegniaceae
Exons: 6
Coding region: 29-931 (300 amino acids)
Source: RefSeq, a predicted model, not a curated record